UAUGCAAUAAUAUAUUGACACAGCAUAAAAAGUCAUUCCUAAAAAUCUAACUACUUAUUUUAAUACAUUUUUUGGGGCUUUCAAUACUUUCCAAGCAAUGGUAAAUAAGUUUUAUCCUGAAUAUAUGGAUGUUUAAAAUGCGAAAAAUUUUUAAAUUGAUGAUCCAACUAUUUAUUCAUCUAUUUAUUAAGGAGAUCUUCAAUAGGAAAAUAAUAAAAGAAAAUCUCAUAUUCUAAAGUAAAUGUUUUUAUUUAAUUGACUAUCUUAGAGCACAACAUUACAAAAUAGUAAAUUCAUUUUUAGAUAAAUAUAAUUUUAAUAGAAAAUUCAAUUCAGAAUUGAUUGGAAAAUACUUUUUUAAUUAAUCUGCUAAAUACUGCUAAAUUGAUUUAUAAGCUAUUAUAAAUGAUACAUCUGGAAAAUUUUAUGAAUAAUCUGGAGUUUCUGAUAAAGCCAUAUGGCUUAAUCAAGCAUUAGAUGAAGUUUCAUUUAUACUUCUUGAAUAUUUCAAAGGGGAAUUUAUUAAGCAAAUGAUUUUUGAUGAAUUUGUCUUAUCUUUUGCUGAAAUAGAAAGUUUUGUGUAUAAAAAAGUAACUAAAAAAGCUAAAUCUAUACAUAAAGAUACUUAUAUGAAAUUAAAAUCAAAAUUAAAGUAAUAUUUUAAAGAAUAACAUGAUACAGAUCUCUAAGUUCAAAUCCUAUGUAAUAAUAUUCAUUAAAAAAAUAUUUAAAUUCUAGAUGCCAAAGUUUUAAUAGAAAACUAAUACUAAAUUCAUACAGCUUGCUUUUAAGAUUAUGUUUAGAAAAACUAUGGAUUUAAACUAUCAAAUGCAAUCAUGUAUAUAAUUAUGAAUAAUUUAGUUAUAAAUAUCGUUAAAAACUACAAAAAAAUUUUGUACCAAAAAUUUAAGAAAGUUUUGUUAAUUAUGUAAACUUCAAUAAUAAAGUAACCUAUAAUAAUUAUAUCAUGCUAAUACAAUUUUACUUUUUACAAUAUUUUCAUAAUAAAAAAUUUAUCGAAGGUAUUACAAAUCCAGAAAUCAAUACUAAUUUAUAAUACUUAAUAUUCUCCAUUGAUUGGAUAUAAUCUAGUGUUGAAGCUGAUUAAGCUGUAAUAUUAUUGUAGCUCCUAUCCUAAUAUAAUGUUAAUAUUAGUUAAUCUGCAAGCUAAAUAUUUUCUAAUGAAUAAUUUUCAGUCAAUGUUCUCAUGAAUUUUUAAUUACAUAAUAAGUAGAGAUGCGAAAAAGCCUAACAAUGGUGGAAUGAAUAAAAUGAAGAUACAAAUUUAUUAGUUAUAUGUCAAAUCUAUUUAAUUUUAGCAGGAAUAAGAUUUUAAAAUGGCAGAUUAAUCUUUGAAGAUUAUGAGCCUGCUAAAAGAAAUGCUUUGAUUUAAAUACUUAGAAAACUUAAUAAUGGAAAAUUUUAAUAUUUUAAUUUUCUUUUGAUAAAAUUAUGUGAGAAAGUCACCCAUAAUAUUUAAUUCUAAAUUUUAAGGUAAAUUAAUAACAGAUUAAAAUAAGUUUAAUAAAAUGAAUCUAUGGAAAAGCCGUUUGAAAUUGAUUUAGUUGGUACAUAAGUUUCUUUUAUGCUUUUUGGUUAAGGUUAAAAUUAAGCCUAGAUUAAUUUGGAAUUUUACUAAAAAAAUGAACUUUUUUUCAAUAUUAUAAAUCCAAAUUAUGGAAGUAGCUAAAAAUAAAUAAAGGAUAAUUAAUUUGCUUUAUUUUAGAAAAAAUUUGAUGGAAUAAAGUUAAAAUUAAUCGAAAAUUAGAAGAAGAAAAUGAAUGCUAAUAUUAUUCUUGAAACUGUGUAACCACCAACAUAAAUAUACUUUUAAGUACUUUCAGAUAACGACAAUAAUUCAAAUGUUAUAACUUUAUGCAUUUCAGGAUUUUUAAGUGGAGAUGAUAAUAAAUUAGAUUAAUGGGGUAGUUUAUUGCAUUCCUGUUAAGGCACAGUAUUAGGGUUGCAUUGGAAUUGUAGUGAAGCUAAAGAUUUUUUUUCAAUGGUUUAGAAUUUGAUACCAUAACUUUUGGGUAAAUUAAAUAUAGUUGGAGUUGCUUUGAAUGCAGUAGGAUUCAUAUCAUCAAAUCCAUAUGAAAAAGCUCACAAAGAAGCUGAAAGGGUAGGAAAGUACUUAGCAUAUUUAAUUGCAGGUCAUUAGUUAUUUGGAAAUAGAUAAAUUAAUAUCAUAUGUCAUUCAUUAGGAAGUGUUAUAGUAUUGGAAUGCAUAAAAGAAUUAGAUAGACUAUUUGAAAAAAACUAAAAAUAAUUUAUUAAUGAAAUAUUAAUUAUGGGAGGGGUUGCUGACAUUCAUAAAUUAUAGAAAAGAAGAUGGAAUGCAGUAGCAGGAAGAAUUUAUAAUAUUUAUUCAAAAAAAGAUUAGAUAUUAAAUAUUUUAUUAACAGUGGCAAAAGUCUUCGAUUCUCCUUGUGGUAUUUAUCAAAAUUUUAAUCUAUAUAGGAUUAGAGCCAAUUUAUUUAGGAUAUAAGUAAGUCAUAAAUUGUGAUUUUACUUAAAUUGUUGAUGGGCAUUCUGAUUAUUGGAAUAAAAUGAGUAGAUUACUAAUGUAAUCUGAUUUCAACAAUGACUUCAAGUUUAUGACUAACUCAAUAAAGGAAAUUUUUUGAAUAUUAUU
Messenger RNA from Paramecium sonneborni, 2635 nucleotides. Lineage: Eukaryota; Ciliophora; Oligohymenophorea; Peniculida; Parameciidae. The record is from the annotation of a GenBank genome assembly.